CUCUGACCAGCAAAAAAUUGUUUAUUCUUUGGAGAUGGUGGAGCUGUGGGCUAGCUCAUCGGUCAUCACAUGAUAAGGGAAAACCGCAGCCAACUAAUCUAAUGUCCUACCCUCCCAAAGAAGACGAAUACCACUUUGAAGAUCUUCGGCUGAAGAAAUGAAUGUGAAGUCUGUGCUUCUGCUCAUCUCCUUGCUAUGGCUAACAACUGCGUCAACAGCUACUCCCUCCAUGGCAAAGCAAAACUGCCAAGAACGAUGCGGAGAUGUUACCAUUCCAUACCCAUUUGGAAUAGGGAAAGAUUGCUACCUUAAUGAGUGGUUUGCAGUCAACUGCAACGAUUCUUUUAAUCCUCCAACGCCAUAUUUGAGUCAACCUGAGCUCAAUCUGAAGCUGACGUUUGUAUCACUGGCUUACCAACUGGUCACUGUUAUCAGCCCCAUGGCUGUCUACUGUCAAGACCAUGACAGGAAUAGAUCGACAUGGAAGGGCACUGAUUUGAGUAAAACCCCAUUUUUUUACUCAGAAGGUAACGCACUGAGGGUGGUGGGUUGUGCCAAUUCGGUCCUGAUCACGCGUCAAGGCACCAUCUUAGCAGGCUGCUCUUCCAUUUGCGAUAACAGCUCUAGUGUUCUGAGCAAUGGUUGCUACGGGAUCAACUGUUGCAAAACCACUGUUCCAUCCAAUCUUGAUUUCUAUAUUCUGAACACCACAUGGAGUACAAAUAUGGGCACAGAAUUGAAUUGUACGUAUGCUGCCUUCGGUAGAAAUUUCAUUUUGAGGGGGAAGUCUUCAGGUUCAGGUAUGGAAUAUGAGGCUUCAUCGGAGGGAGAAAUGAUCUGGAUGAUAAAAGAAUCGGUAGAGGGCAGUGAUUGUCACAAAAACACAGUCCCUGAUGGGGCACUGGGAAAUCAUUCUUAUUAUUCUUGCUCCUGUCCGGCUUACCAAGAAGGGAACCCUUAUCUACCCAAUGGAUGCCAAGUUGUUGAAGUAUGUGCAAACUGCAAAGGAAGAUGUCUAACCAGAAUUGACGGUCGUUUCUUCUGUGAUGAAAGAUCUUUGGCUUCAAAAUUUUGGAUUCUAGGUAUUAGCCUAGGUGGGGGAUUGUUGUUUCUACUUCUUGGAGGGUUCUGGUUAUAUAAAGUUUUAAGGAGAAGGCGAAAGAUCAAACUCAGAGAACAGUUCUUCCAGCAACAGUUAUUGCAACACCAAAUGUCUUCUAAUGAAGUCAGCAUUGAGAAUACAAAAAUAUUCACUUUCAAUGAAUUGAAGAAGGCAAGUGACAACUUCAAUGAGGAUCGUAUUCUUGGUCGUGGAGGUCAAGGAACGGUUUAUAAAGGUAUGUUGACUGAUGGAAGAAUCGUAGCCAUUAAGAAGUCAAAAAUAGUUGAUGAGAAUCAAUAUGAGCAAUUCAUCAAUGAGAUUGUGAUUCUUUCCCAACUUAAUCAUAGAAAUAUAGUAAAGCUAUUGGGAUGUUGCUUGGAGAUAGAAGUUCCCUUAUUAGUUUACGAGUUUAUCUCUCACGGAACUCUAUUUGAGCUUAUUCAUGAUAAAAACAAUGAGUUGCCAUUUUCUUGGGAAAGACGCUUGGAGAUUGCCACGGAAGUAGCAGGAGCACUUGCUUACUUACAUUCUGCCUCUAGUACACCUAUUUUUCAUAGAGAUAUCAAGUCUAAAAAUAUACUCUUAGAUGAGAAAUAUAGAGCAAAAGUGGCAGAUUUUGGGACAUCGAGGUCUGUUUCCAUUGACCAAACUCACUUGACUACUCUUGUGCGAGGGACUUUCGGCUACUUAGAUCCAGAAUAUUUUCGAACAGGACAAUUCACUGAAAAAAGUGAUGUAUAUAGUUUUGGAAUUGUUUUGGUUGAGCUUUUAACGGGCCAAAAGCCGAUCUCUUCAACAAGAACCGAAGAAGAGAGAAGCUUAGCAAGUUAUUUUAUUUUGUCAAUAGAGGAGACAAACUUAUUUGAUAUUCUUGAUGCUCAAGUUGUGAAGGAGGGUGGAGAAGAGGAGAUAAUGGCUGUUGUUAACGUUGCAACACAAUGUUUGAAUUUGAAUGGGAAGAAAAGGCCUACAAUGAAGGAAGUAGCCUUAGAGCUAGAGAGGGUCAAAUCUCAUGUGCCUCUACAUGUUCGAGGACAUUUUGAAUUAGCAAAGUAUAUUAGAACUGAAAUAAUUGGGCCUUCGGAUUGUGCUUCUUCUUCAACAGGGUCAGGUUUGAUAUAUAGAAAUACUCCUUCAUUGAAUGAAAAUUCAUCAUUUUCUAAUACACUAUAACGAUAUGAUUAGACAAUGAUUCUAUUGUAUGCAUUCUCUUUUAGCUAGCUGUAUGCUACGGACUUAGCUUAUUUUCUAAGCUCACAUAAGACACUUAUUUUAAGUAGAUUGUGACAUGUAUCUUUAAAACACUUCUCUCUCAUUCAUGUAGAUAUACUUAUUUUCUUUCUUAUGAUAUUUAUGGUAUGAUCUCUCAAU
This is a messenger RNA of Vitis riparia (riverbank grape), 2473 nucleotides long. RefSeq names its product wall-associated receptor kinase-like 8. Gene Ontology annotation, biological process: cell surface receptor signaling pathway; protein phosphorylation. Gene Ontology annotation, cellular component: plasma membrane. The record is from RefSeq and is a predicted model, not a curated record. The coding region runs from base 158 to 2275 and encodes 705 amino acids. NCBI's taxonomy places the organism in Eukaryota, Viridiplantae, Streptophyta, Magnoliopsida, Vitales, Vitaceae. Gene Ontology annotation, molecular function: protein serine/threonine kinase activity; polysaccharide binding; ATP binding. The transcript has 3 exons.